AUGCUGAAUAGGGCCUUUACGGCGCCGGCGGGUGGCCGUGUCGGCAUUCUUCUGCUGGUCGCUAUCCUGCUCAUCACUAUCUUGGCCUUCACCUAUCCGAGUCUCAAGCCAAGCCUACCAGCAUUUCGAGGUCGGACAGGAAUCAACAACGAUGCCGUUGGCAAGGGAGACUUAUUAGAUGACGUGCUCAAUGCGACACUUGGGUUUGAGAAGAUCUUCGUGGUGAACUUGCCGCUCAGAACCGAUCAUAGAGAUGCCAUAUCACUUGCUGCACACUUCACGGAGCUGCAGGUCGACUAUGCGGACGGCGUGACUGACGUGGACUCGAGAGCGUUCCCACCGUGGGGUAAUGAAUCAGACCUCGCCUUGGGCGGCCUGAAAAGCUGGCGUGCUCACAUGAAUGUUGUUCGGAGAAUGGUUGAAGAGGACAUAAGCUCUGCCCUUAUCUCGGAAGAUGAUGCAGACUGGGACCUACGAAUUAAGUCACAAAUGCACACCUUCGCGAGAGCAUCGAGACUGUUGGUGCAGCCACUGCGCGGUACCCAAGACCAGUUUCUGGACCCUAGCUACCCGUCUCCAGCGAUUGGUGAAGAUGCUGCGGAGUUCAAUAUAUCGUCAGACUAUGGCGUCGAACUCCCUACAUCUUCACCCUAUGGAGAUCUCAGGCACUGGGAUGCUUUGUGGCUUGGCCACUGCGGCUCUGACUUCCCAGCAGCCAGUGAUCUGAAGGCACCUCUUGGUCGGGUGGUCAUCCCAAACGACGAUACUGUUUCGACCAAUGUCAACAAAGAAUUCGGCGGCGAAGGCAUCUUUGCAUACCCACCGCGAACGCGUGUGGUCUCGCGCGCGUGGCAAAGUACUUGCACGUUUGGCUAUGCGAUUACCUUACCCAUGGCUCGUCGUAUCCUGUACGAACAAGGCGUAUGGAAAGUCACCGGACCUUUCGACAUGAUGCUCCGCUCAAUGUGCCAUGGAUCUGAGGGACGGCGAACAAGGACUUGUCUUGGUGUGCAGCCAGCACUAUUUGCACAGCACAAACCGAUUGGAAACGAAGCUACCUUCAGCAAUAUCGACGAACACCAUGAAGGUUACAAUGCCGUUCCGCAGACGCCGAAUAUCGUCCUGUCUACCCGGGUCAAUUUUCCAAAGCUGAUUGAAGGCGAGACGGACUAUCACGAGUCUUUCGGGAGCGGCAAGACAGGACGAUGA
This is a messenger RNA of Fulvia fulva, 1209 nucleotides long. RefSeq lists its product as uncharacterized. Bases 1 to 1209 code for a protein of 402 amino acids. The transcript has 3 exons. NCBI's taxonomy places the organism in Eukaryota, Fungi, Ascomycota, Dothideomycetes, Mycosphaerellales, Mycosphaerellaceae. The record is from RefSeq and is a predicted model, not a curated record.